Molecule: messenger RNA, 561 nt
Organism: Danaus chrysippus (African queen)
Lineage: Eukaryota; Metazoa; Arthropoda; Insecta; Lepidoptera; Nymphalidae
Source: the annotation of a GenBank genome assembly
AUGGCAAAACGGCACGUAUACAAAGGCUCCUACACCAAAUGUUAUCCCGCAUCACUUAAUACCAGUCUACGUCGUACCAAUAUGAUAAAAUAUAUUGAAGCGAUCUUUAAAUAUCUCUGCGCGGCUUAUCGUACCGCUGUAUCCAAUUACUUACCGAUCGUGACAGUUGUCAUCGUUAUUACACUAAGCCUAUUACUUCCCAACAAAGUCAAUAAGAACAAUGAGUUGAAAGAAAUAAACCAAGUUUUGGGCCACAUGACGGACGAAGUAAAACGUGCAGAGGUGGCUUGUCUGACUGCGUCUGAUGAGGUUCAAUGCCUGCGUCAUUCUAUAUGUAACCAAGAAACAGAGACAAUGCGGGAACAACGAGAUCUAUCAGUGUGCACAAGCCGCGACUUUCUCACCACACAAUCAGCGCCCAUUCAAAACAAGAAAAUUGGUUUCUUUCGUAGAUUCUUCCCUCAGAGAAACGUAUCAAGAAAGGAAAUAGCUAUAAUGUCGAUCGUGUACACCGAAUCUAUGGAUGCUAAAAAUAAACUAAAUGCAGUUAAAACUAUAUGA